CCAAACCAGAGAACUUAAAAGCAUGUCUUUACAUUCUCUGCCCAAGCCACCAUUUAGUUGCAUUUGUUUGGUAAUAAGGUGCGUUGCUUGUUUAAAGACAGUGUAAAUGAAUGACAAAAUAAGACGGUGUGCAGAUUUUGAUAUGAUUGUUUUAAAGCGUAUUGGAAUACAUAAGAGCAAGAAUUUGAAUCGUUUGCAUGUGCAUACACACGUACAUAUGUAUGUUAAAUUCAUCUAAAAACGUUUUAAGUGCCGCGUAACAAUUCAAUUUUAAGCACCUUUAUUGCACUAAGUGAGACUAAUACAUACUUACGUGGCUGAACAGCAAUAUACAUACCAAUGCAUGUUGAAGAGUUGCAACGUAUAUGUGUAGGUUUAAUAUAGCAUAUUAACUUACUAGUGUAGAAAAAAAGCAUUUGUACCUACCUACAAUAAUUAAUCGUCUUUACUCAAAUAUAUAAUUUUGAUAAUACUUUCAAAAUGUGGGAUGGUUGUGUUACAUGAAAGUUGAACAAUUCCAAUCCUAAGUAAAUUAAUGAAAAUAAAGACUAUAUACAUUACAUAUGCAUACAUAAGUAUAAAGGAACGCAUUAGCGAAAAUUGUUGGGGAAGAAAGUAUGGUAAAACUCCAUAUAUUAAAGCUGCCCAUCGCUGUAUACUCGAAUGAUUUAGUGAUCGCGUAGAUAUAUAUGACAACCGCCUGUCACCCUGUAGGAAUCUCUAAGCUACGAAUUUAAAUUUGAUUAAUGUAAGCAUCAUAUAUACUAUGCAGAUAUCCAAAGGAUGGCAAAAUCACGCAAUUCUCUCUUUGCCGCUGGAGUAACUUGUUUAGGAUUUCUUUGCUUUGCAUUAGCUUCAGCAGCUAUAGGAAUACCUAUUUGGGGUUACUAUGAUAGUCCAACUGGUGGCUAUGAUUUCGAUCGAGGAUAUUUCGGUCUCUUCAAAGUUUGCAAACAGCUAACAUAUAACCGGGAAAAAUGUGGUAAUGAUGUUUCGAAAUUUAGAUUAUCCACUGUCGUUAACAUAAGUGGUCUAUUAACCAUCGUAAGCUCGGCAGCUCUAGGUAUUUUCUGUGUUCUAUCGAUAAUACAAAUAGCGAUGAUAUCCUCUCGUGAAAAAGUUGUAAUGCCUUACAACACAUUGGUUAUAUUUAAGAUGAUAUUGGCGCUGAUAGCAUGUCUGUUGGCUACCGUCGCAACAGUAAUGUUUGCUCUGCAAAUUGAUGAUUCAGAAAAAUAUGGCUUUAAAAUUUCUCGAGGUAUAUCGUUUUAUUUACAGGUUGCAGUAAUCGCUUUAACUAUUGGACUUUUUCUUGCCGCUCUUUACGAUGUACUUUUCUCACGUCGGAUGGGCGGAGAUCCCACAAUGGUUGUUGACACUUCUUCACCUGCCAACGCCACAACGUACAACAAUCCGGGUUACAAAGAGUCACGUUCAAGGAACGGUGUUUCGGUAACUGAUGCAUCUGGCAGGCCUUAUAGCGGUAUACGUAAUGGAGGAAGUGUCGCAUCUAUGUCCACUACAAUGACUAGCGUAUCAAACGGUUCAACAGUGGAAUCAAUAACACGUUCUCCGCUUCGCUCCAGUUUAAAGAAACCUCGCCCGCCUCGUGAUCCUGCGUUAGGUAUUCCAAACCCUGGCUUUUCAGGAUCGGGAAGCUCACCGCCUAUGCACCGUAGUAGUAGUGUAAAAAAAGUUCGCAUUCAAACACAUAGCACAGAAGUGUGAGGUUUGAUGAGGAAUGAAUAUUGUAGGAGGAAAAGAUGUAAAAUGUCAGUAAACUGAAGAUAAUGGUAUUUUGACACUUUAAUGCGAUAUGUAAUGUGUGCAGAAAAAAUAUGUUGUAUGUCCGAAACAUACACAUUGCAUAUAGCAUACAUAUAUGUACAUGUGUCAAUAAGGCAUAUCCAUUGCAGCCGAACUUAUAAACAUUAGUAUAGAAAUAACAUAGAGCUGUUAUUUCAACAUAAUAAUGAGGGUCCUUAUGCAUAUCGAUAAAUUUACGAAUCAUACAAGUUUACGCAUUUAAUUCAAUUACACCAAUAAUAAUUUUUCUGCAAAUUUAUCAUUCCAAUGUAAAACUUAAUUUAAAAUGUCUAAAAUGAACGAGAGAAUCAAUACGAAUGCAGGUCAUACUCAAAAUAACAUUUUAAUUCCUUUUGUUUUGAUAUUUGCUUUUAACAUUUUGACCAUGAAAACAUGCAAAAAGCAUAACGUUUUUGUUUCUUAUUUUCGUAGUUGUUUAUCUCCUGACUUAAAGCCGCAUUGUACAAAAGUAAACGUUAAAAUACUGAAGGCAUUGGUAAAUUAGUAGUAUUAACAGAAUCAAAACGGUGAAGAUUUUUCUCUUAUUAUUAUAUAAUUGAUUUGAUAUGAUAUUUAAAUGAAUUCUCUUAAAAGUAAUUCAGAAACGCAAUUCAUGAAAAGAUGCUUAAUGCUUUGUGCAAAGUGGACACAUCCGUCUAAUAGUUAGUCUUCCAUUUGGACUUAAAUUUUACACUUAAUUAUUUUCUAUCCAUUUAUAAUUAUAUAAUGUUCUAAUCUAUUGUUGUCUAUAAUGUUCGCAAAAUCGGAUUUAUGGGAAAUAGUCGCUGGAUAAAUAAUACUUCACUUCUGAAUAAUGUAAACAUAUCAAUCGUUAGACAUUAAUUCGUCAUUGUGACCAAUGCUAGUGAAGCAUGCACGUAUUCAAUAUCCACACCAAACUUCAUUUAUACAUUUGUUCAUUGCGUGAAAAAAAUAAAGUGAAACCAAAGACAAUGAAGUGGCAAUAUUAAAACUACAGUUUAGCCGCUGGCGACCGAAGGACUUUUUUAGGCUUGAAUAGACUUUGCUAGCGGAGCUUGUGCCUCCCACUUAACUAUAGUCGAUUCAAAAAUGCCCCCGGAAAUGAAAUUUUAGAUUAAGAAUAUUGAAAUUUAGAGCAAAAAAACAUUAGUUUAUACGGAGUAGGAAAGAAUAUUAAAAAGUUGUUAUUCUCAAACAUAGAUGAAGUGAAAUACCGAUUGUGGUAGAUAUUUUGAAUGAUUUAACUUAAAACCAUUAAUAAAUCGGCUUUUUUUUUAAACAAAAUAAAUUCAAUAUCUCGAAAUAUAUGAACUAUUCCUAGUUUUUGUACACUUCAUCAUAAAACUGCACGGAAAAUUUUGCGUUAUUAUUUUGGCUUAUCUCAUAAUUUAAAAUAUAAAUUUUAGAUUAAAUCUUAGUUAUUUUUGUCGAUUAACUUGGAAUAUAAUUGUUUUUAGUUACCUUACAUUUUAUUUCGAAAAAGUGGAAUGACAAUUAUUAAAUUUAAUGUAUUUUCCAUGCAGUUGCAUAGGGCUUAUGUUGGUUAUUGAUCUUUUUGACAAAUUAAAUUUAUUAACAAAAUAUUAAACGUAGCUCAUUUAAUUGAAUUCAGUGUAAGCCCAUUUCGGUUUCAAACUAAAAUGUUUCAAAUCGCAUUUUCGUUAGGAAGCAAGAGCACAUUGACCAAAUGGUACAUAUGUAUUAUCUAAUAUGGUCAAUGCAUUGAUGAUUUAAAUAUUUACAAAAUUAUAUGACUGCACACAUACCAUGGUAUAUUCAAAUGCAACUCGCGAAUAUUACAAAUAUUACAUACAUAUACAUAUUAUCAGAUAAAACAGCUAACAAUAAUUGUCAAUUACAAAAACAUUGCGAACUUACACAUUUGCACAAACUAUAAAGUAAUUUAAAUGAGGCUGUGUUUUAUUACAUUCACCGGCCCUACUAAGAUAUUCGUAGACUAAUAGAAUCUAAUUUUUAUAUUUUUUACACAUUUUUUUGUGCUUUUAAAGUGAUAGAACAUUAAGAAUAUCUUUAUACUAAGGAACACUAAGCAAAAGGCCUUACUGCAUAAUUUCCUUACAAAAGCAGAAUAUAUUGAAAAAUAUUCCGUCCAUUUGUACUUUUUAAGCAAUAAGUUAAGAGAUGUAUAAGUAGAAUAACUGCACGUGUUUCCAUCUCCUUUUGGUAUGGUAAUUAGUAUAACUAUAAAAUAUUCGCAAAUCGUGUGUAUAUAUGUAGGUACGAAAACUAAAAUAAUAAAAUCUUUAAUCACACGAAAGAGUUGAAAAAGGGUUAUAUUUAUUUUUGUAAACAUUUAACAGCACUUUAUAUUAAUGUCAUGUGUUAUUUGUUACCGUUUGGACAUUAAAAUACAAAAUAUAUAUUCUAGUUUGCAAUAUUUGAUUUAUAUACAUAUAUAAGUAGAAGAUGAAAUACAAUUCUUUAAAAACCUAGUGUAUAUUUUUUACACAUAUAUUUUUUAUUUCCAUAAUGUUUAUAUAAGCAGGAAUUUAAAUAAUAUUAUAAAAAUACUUUACAUCAAGCAAAAAUUAAAAGAUAAAUAAAUUAUAAAA
Messenger RNA from Bactrocera dorsalis (oriental fruit fly), 4361 nucleotides. RefSeq lists its product as uncharacterized. Bases 784 to 1728 code for a protein of 314 amino acids. The record is from RefSeq and is a predicted model, not a curated record. Lineage: Eukaryota; Metazoa; Arthropoda; Insecta; Diptera; Tephritidae. The transcript has 7 exons.